Molecule: messenger RNA, 3117 nt
Organism: Triplophysa rosa
Lineage: Eukaryota; Metazoa; Chordata; Actinopteri; Cypriniformes; Nemacheilidae
Product: IgGFc-binding protein-like
Exons: 7
Coding region: 106-2682 (858 amino acids)
Source: RefSeq, a predicted model, not a curated record
GUGUCAACCAAUCUCUGAUUGGCUCCUGGUGAUGAUACCAGCAGAAUUUAACCCCCCUGCGCCAUUCUGAUCAAUACUCCAUGGCAGAUUAACACGACAGUGAAGAUGAAAGAAAUAUUUUGUAUUUUUGCGGCCCUCGUACUCUGUGGACUUGUUUCGGGUGGACCAGCAGGGACGGAGUUUGCUCUGUCGUUCAUGCAGAACAGCCAACUGGGCACUAACAGCGCCUCUACUCGUCUGAUGCUGGACAUUUCAAAUCCUUCCAAAUUAUCCGCCAAUGUGAAGGUAACUGCUCUGGGAAAAAUCUUUGAGCAAACCAUCCAACCAGGUCAGGGUGCCACAUUCCAGCUGCCUAGCGGUGUGGAGAUCAGUGGCACCACAACAACCUAUCAGACGGUUCAAGUGCUGUCUGACCAGAAAAUCCUGGUGUCGUCCUUCAACUACAAGCUGUACUCCUCUGACACAUCAUUGAUCUACCCUGUCGAAGACUGGGGUACAGAAUAUUACCUCUUCACCCCAAUGUUGGGUCCACUUGGUUCCUUUAAAGAGUUUUCGGUUGUUAACUAUGACACUCAAAAUUCGAUCGAGGUCCAGCUCAGUGGUGUGGUACUGUUUGAAGGAUCUUUUUACCCAAGAGGAAGCAAACUCACAUUUAACCUGAUGCCCAUGGAAAGCGCGCAGAUCCAAAGUCAGGACGAUCUCACAGGUUCAAGAAUCAAAUCCCAGCAACCCGUCGCAGUUUUUGCAGGCCACAGUUGUGCUUGGUUUUAUUCGACAUGCUCGCAUGUGUAUGAACAGCUUAUUCCUGUUAGCAACUGGGGAAAAGAGUUCAUGGUUGCACCUAUCAACUGUACAUCGCCACAGUUUCGUUUCGACACGGUUCAAAUCAUAGCCUCGCAAACAACUACAGUAAACAUCAACAGUCACAGCCCAAAGUUACCUAUAAAAAUGAUAGCAGGGGAAUCUUUAUACCUUAACUUAUAUUGGCCAGACUCCUUCCACAUCACCGCCGAUAACGUCAUCCAGGUUUUGUAUUUAUUUAAUGGAGGAACGAGACAGAACGGAGACACAAUCGAGCCUUUUCUGAUGACCAUCCUGCCAAUCGAUUUCUUUGGCACGUCGUACAUCCUAUACGGUCAAACUGACUUUACAAACCAAGCCGUUGCAAUAGCACAAACAAAAGACCUGGAUGGACUCACGUUCGAUAUGUUACGCCUGCCGCAAAAUCCUCAGUGGCAGCAAGUUGGUGCCAGUGAAUAUUCAUGGGCUCAGAUGACGUAUGCUCAAGGUUCUGGUUUCCAUACGGUAAGCGGUCCUAACCCCUUCGGCCUUUACAGCAUAGGAAUGGGUAACAAAAACGGUUAUGGGUCUGCAGCCCCUGGAACAUCAGCAGUGUCUUCCGCCACCUGUACCAUUUUUGGAGAUCCUCACUACAACACUUUUGACAAGAAAACCUACGACUUUCAAGGAACUUGCACGUACACGGCAGCUCAGGCCUGUCAUCUAGGAACAAAGCUCACUCCAUUCGCGGUCGUGGUGCAGAAUGCCUUGUGGGAUGAAAUUCAGAGCUCUCCGGAUGUUUCCAUGGCUAAAGUUGUGGUUGUUGAGGUUUAUAACCUCACUUUGGUGCUUAGAAGAAACCAACUGAAACAGAUAAUGGUGGACAACAUCUUGAACAACAUCCCUUUAAGUUUGCUCAACGGACAAGUCAAAGUCUUUCAAGAAGGCUUACACUACGCCAUCACGACAGACUUUGGCUUGAAGGUCACAUAUGAUAUGAUUUACCGCGUCACGAUCACGGUUCCCAGCGACUACGGCGAUAAAAUGUGCGGCCUCUGUGGAAACUACAAUGGAAACCCAAACGACGAGUACCAGCUGCCGGAGGGCAAGCAAACCACAGAUGUAAAUACAUUCGGUGCUGCGUGGAAAGUGCCUGUUGCUGGUGUCGUAUGUGACGACGGCUGCAUUGGAAACUUGUGUCCGAUUUGUGACCCACAAAAGAAGAUAAUCUAUGAAAAAGACUGCAGUAUCAUCACUGAUCCUAAAGGGCCUUUCGCAGCCUGCCACGGUGUGAUAAACCCCAUGUCAUACUUCAACGAAUGUGUGUAUGAUGUUUGCAUCGGUGAGGGAGAUCGGGACAUGUUCUGCCAAAGUGUUGGUUCCUAUGUGAUUGACUGCCAGGAUUUUGGAGUCGCAAUCCAAAACUGGAGAACACCACAGUUCUGCCCUUUAACCUGCCCUGCUAACAGUCACUACCAGAUAUGUGCUGUGAUCUGUGACACACCCUGCCCCGGGCUAACCGACAUAAUCACCUGCAAUGAAAACACCUGCAAGGAAGGCUGCGCCUGCAACUCUGGUUUCUAUUUCAACGGAACAGGCUGCAUACCAGUGGACAAAUGCGGCUGUUAUGAAAAUGGCGUUUCCUACGAGGUCAAUGGAAUGAAAGUUGCUCUACCAAAGCAACUGAACAAUAACAUUUCAGUUCAGCUGUCUGGUGAUGCUGUUGUGAUUAAGAUGUCUGCGCUCACAGUGACUUACAGCACACUGGCUUUCAUGGUAACAGUUAAUGGGCAGAUGGACGGCGUGUUGUGUGGUGCCUGUAGUCAGUUAAAUGCUGAAUAUCUCACUAGUAGUGGGAUGAACAUUUGGAGAGCCCCUGAUUUCCCCAUGUCAUGUGUUUAAAAUGUUAAAAUAUAGCUGUGGUUGACCUUGUACAAUGAAAAUUAUACAGAUAAAAACCCAUAAAUCCACCUUGCUUCAUAUCUCUAGGUAUCUCCUGUUUUUACCACAUGAGUGCCUACAUUGAUUUGUUCAUAAUACAUUUUGAUUUCUAUGACGCUUUCCACUUGAUGUUUCUGCAGAAAUACUACACAUAGGCUAAUGUGAAUGAUCAGAUUAAAGUGCUUUGUGAUGACUAUGGGCAUAUUAAAAUGAGCUCAUUUUAAGUCAAGGUAAGCCUACUUCUUGUGUUAAAAUGUUUACCAAAUUAAAAAUGUUCUUUUGUCUCAGAAUUCACAGUAAUGUGCAAUGUCAAUGAUUCGGUAACUUCAUUACUAUAAAAUUUUAUUAGUAGAUUUGUAAAGUUACAAUGUGUGAAGUCUAAAAAAUGCAUACUUA